AUGGCAGGGGCUCUGCUGGGCGCGCUCCUCGUCUUGCAGCUCCUCGGUAGGGGUGAGGCGAAGAACGAGGAGCUGCGUCUUUACCACCAUCUCUUCGACAACUAUGACCCAGAGCGCCGGCCAGUGAAGGAGCCUGAAGAGACGGUCACCGUCACCGUCAAGGUCACCCUGACCAACCUCAUCUCCCUAAACGAGAAAGAGGAGACCCUCACCACCAGCGUCUGGAUUGGAAUCGACUGGCAGGAUUACCGACUCAACUACACCAAGGACGACUUCGGGGGCGUGGAGACCCUGAGGGUGCCUUCGGAACUCGUCUGGCUCCCGGAGAUCGUGCUGGAAAACAACAUUGACGGCCAGUUCGGCGUGGCCUACGACGCCAACGUGCUGGUCUACGAGGGUGGCUACGUGAGCUGGCUGCCCCCCGCCAUCUACCGCAGCACCUGCGCCAUCGAGGUCACCUACUUCCCCUUCGACUGGCAGAACUGCUCGCUCGUCUUCCGCUCGCAGACCUACAAUGCCGAAGAGGUGGACUUUGUCUUCGCCGUGGACGACGCGGGCGAGACCAUCAGCAAGAUCGACAUCGACACCGAGGCCUACACUGAGAACGGCGAGUGGGCCAUCGACUUCUGCCCCGGGCUGAUCCGUCGCCCCGACGGCGCCUCCGCGGGCGGCCCGGGGGUCGUCGACGUCAUCUACACACUCAUCAUUCGCCGGAAGCCGCUCUUCUAUGUUAUCAACAUCAUCGUGCCCUGCGUGCUCAUCUCGGGCCUGGUGCUGCUCGCCUACUUCCUGCCGGCGCAGGCCGGCGGCCAGAAGUGCACCGUCUCCAUCAACGUCCUGCUCGCCCAGACCGUCUUCCUGUUCCUGAUUGCGCAGAAAAUCCCCGAGACGUCGCUGAGCGUGCCGAUGCUGGGCAGGUACCUCAUCUUCGUCAUGGUGGUUGCCACGAUCAUCGUCAUGAACUGCGUCAUCGUGCUCAACGUGUCUCUGCGGACGCCCACCACACAUACCAUAUCCCCUCGGCUGCGCCACGUCCUGCUGGAGCUGCUGCCGCGGCUGCUGGGCUCGGGCGCGCCCCCCGAGGCUCCCCGGACCACCUCACCGCCCCGGCGCGCGUCCUCGGUGGGCCUGCUGCUCCGCGCUGAGGAGCUGAUACUGAAAAAGCCGCGGAGCGAGCUCGUGUUUGAGGGACAGAGGCACCGACAUGGGGUCUGGACUGCUGCCCUCUGCCAGAGCCUGGGCUCCGCCGCCCCCGAGGUCCGCUGCUGCGUGGAUGCCGUGAACUUCGUGGCCGAGAGCACGCGGGAGCAGGAGGCCUCCGNCCUCGGGGGGGGUGGGACGGGGGGGGGGGGGGCGGAGGUGUCCGACUGGGUGCGCAUGGGGAAGGCCCUGGACAACAUCUGCUUCUGGGCCGCCCUGGGGCUCUUCGGCGUGGGGUCCAGCCUCAUCUUCCUCGGGGGCUACUUGAACCAGGUGCCCGAACUGCCCUACCCACCGUGUAUGUAG
Messenger RNA from Ailuropoda melanoleuca (giant panda), 1506 nucleotides. It is a transcript of the gene CHRNE, whose product is annotated as cholinergic receptor nicotinic epsilon subunit. The transcript is spliced from 12 exons. Bases 1 to 1506 code for a protein of 501 amino acids. Gene Ontology annotation, biological process: monoatomic ion transmembrane transport. Lineage: Eukaryota; Metazoa; Chordata; Mammalia; Carnivora; Ursidae. The record is from RefSeq and is a predicted model, not a curated record. Gene Ontology annotation, molecular function: transmembrane signaling receptor activity; acetylcholine-gated monoatomic cation-selective channel activity. Gene Ontology annotation, cellular component: postsynaptic membrane.